AUGUCAUCUUAUCCAACCGAUGAGACAACCAGAGGGUUCUCGCACCCGAUUUUCUCAUCUCACAAGUAUAAAAUGUCGCAGCAACAGCAGUACCAUCCUAGUCACCCUGGACCAGCACCUCCUCCAUAUCCUCAACAGUUUCAGCCGAUGCCAGCAAACCCGCCAUAUGGAUACCCUCCCCAGCCCUAUCCGCAACCAAUGAUGGGCAACCCUCAGUACCCUCCCCAGCCGCAUCACACUCAGAAUUCCGUGCGCUCUCUGAAAGUCGAGUUCUCCAGUUGGACAUCAAGACAUCUAGCUAUCAAUGAUCUUGGGCAAGGCUCGUUGCUCUAUACGGCCGACCUGCACACCCGAAACCCACAAAUGGAAUUCAAGAAUGCCACAACGAACCAUACCAUCGCCACGGUGCAUCUCCGGGCUUUGAAGCCAGAAAUUGAUAUCAAGCUUCAUGGCCGUGAUAUCCAUCUGCGCGUUCGCGGCUCCAUGAAGAACGCAACCUCAUAUGAGUCGCUGGCGUUCCCCAACACAUUCUUUACAUGGAAGGACACCAGUGCAUGGAAGUUCCUCAAUUUUGAAUGUGUGGACCAAAACAACGUCACCGUGGCCAGGUUCAAGCCGCAUUCCUCUUUCUCCAUGCGCAAGCUGGGUCAAUUGGACAUUCUGAUCCCGCCGGCGACCAGUGGAGUUGCCAUGGAUGAGUUGAUGCUCACGGGCGUGUCCUUUAUGUAUUACGCAUACUUGCAGCAUAUGCGGAGCACCAAUGUCGCUGUCACUGCUUGA
Messenger RNA from Aspergillus bombycis, 780 nucleotides. RefSeq lists its product as uncharacterized. The record is from RefSeq and is a predicted model, not a curated record. The coding region runs from base 1 to 780 and encodes 259 amino acids. The transcript has a single exon. NCBI's taxonomy places the organism in Eukaryota, Fungi, Ascomycota, Eurotiomycetes, Eurotiales, Aspergillaceae.